Molecule: messenger RNA, 1944 nt
Organism: Hypomesus transpacificus
Lineage: Eukaryota; Metazoa; Chordata; Actinopteri; Osmeriformes; Osmeridae
Product: annexin A2-B-like
Exons: 13
Coding region: 128-1144 (338 amino acids)
Cellular component (GO): cytoplasm
Molecular function (GO): calcium ion binding; calcium-dependent phospholipid binding; phospholipase inhibitor activity
Source: RefSeq, a predicted model, not a curated record
CAUUCCAGCCUGCCUCUGGUAUUUAAACACUACACCCUUUACCGUCUCCAUAACGGGAACUACAGUAACCACAGUGCUGCAUCAGUGAGGUUCUGUCUGAAGUCCUUCCACUAAGAAAUCAUAAAAAAUGGCAUUGGUCUCAGAAUUCUUGGGACAGCUCACUCUGAAUUUUGGCGGGGAGAGUGAGCCCAAAUUCCCCACUGUGGUGCCAGUAGCAGACUUUGACCCAGCCAAAGAUGCUACACGGAUUGAAACAGCCAUUAAAACUAAGGGUGUUGAUGAGCAAACCAUCAUAGACAUCUUGACAAGACGUAGCUACUCCCAGAGGAGAGAAAUCGCCUUUGAAUAUGAAAAGAGAGCGAAGAAGGACAUGAUCACAGCCCUGAAAGGAGCCCUCUCUGGCUCCCUGGAGCAUGUGGUUCUGGGCCUGAUGAAGAGUACUGCUCAGUAUGAUGCCUCAGAGCUCAAAGGUUCUAUGAAGGGUCUGGGAACUGAUGAAGAGACCCUGAUUGAGAUAGUCUGCUCACGGAGCAAUGAAGAACUGAUGGAUAUCAAAAGUGUUUACAAGGAGUUGUUCAAGAAGGAGCUAGAGAAGGAGGUCUCUGGUGACACCUCAGGGGAUUUUGCAAAGCUGCUUCUGGCUCUCGUACAGACCAAGAGAGAUGAGCCAACAAACAUUGUGGACUAUGAAAAGAUUGACCAGGAUUCAAGAGCUCUAUACGAAGCAGGUGUGAAGAGGAAGGGGACUGAUGUGGCCACCUGGAUCUCUAUCAUGUCAGAGAGAAGUGUGCCCCACCUACAGAAAGUCUUCGAUAGGUACAAGAGCUACAGUCCCUACGAUAUGAAGGAGAGCAUCAGGAAGGAAGUGAAGGGAGACCUGGAGAAGUCCUUCCUCACUCUGGUUGAGUGCUUUGAAAACAAGCAGUUGUACUUCGCGAACAGACUCAGCGAAGCUAUGAAGAGCAAAGGGGCCAAGGAGAAGGUGGUGACCAGAAUCAUGGUGUCUCGCUGCGAGGUGGAUCUCAUGAAGAUCCGCACUGAGUUUAAGAAGACGCAUGGGAAGUCCCUCUACCAGACCAUCGCUGAGCGCACUAAAGGAGACUAUCAGAAGGCCCUGCUGAGUCUGUGUGGAGGGGAUGACUAAAAACUACACUUCCCAUCUCCAUACCUUGUCCCAAAGGUAUGAUGAUGCCCAUUGGAGGAAGGUCUCUAGUGAUACAAACAAUGAAGAAAGCACUGUAAUGGUCAUUAGGUUUCAAGCAAGUGCUUGUUCAUUACCAAAUUGACUACAGUAUUAGAGGCCCUGAUUUUUCAAAGAUGUCAUCCCUUUUUUCUGUGAAGAGAAUGAUCCCUGGGAUACCAACUGAAGAAUACAUUAUUAAUGUUUUAAACCAUUAUUCACUCAUAGUAUGUUUUGUGUUUGAAAUUAUUUUAUAUCUAGGACCGUUUUGUUUUACUUUAAAAGUUAAGGCUCACAUUUCAAGUACAUUUUGCCUGGUCUUUUUCUCUUCCCACAUCCACUAGAGUGCGCUAGAGCAGUACAAUGCAUUAGUCCCUGAUUCAACCCACUGCAAUUGAAGUGUUUAUUACAAGCACACAUUUCUUAAGUUAGAGUUAUGAAAAUAAAUACAAAUAUUCACCUUACCUUCCUAUUAAGAAUAGAAAUUACGAAUAAAAUCCUACAUCUGUUGUCAGCCAAUAUUCCUUUACCUGAAUGAAACAUCAUUCAAGUAUGUAAUUCCCACUUUGAACAUCAAUGUUAAGUGCUUCAAAGUUAAAACUUCACCAACAAAUAUUGAUUUAUAAUUGUCCAGCAAUAGACCACAACAGUCUUGUAGUUAUGUUAUAUGUUUAGGCCUAUGUGUCCAUUAACUUUGUGAAUUCACAAAUCAUGAUUAAUUCCUCUGGAAAUCAGAUAAAAUAAAAAUGUUACAUGAAACCUCA